CAGCCUGCAGAAUGUGUUUGUAAUGUAACUGUUGAGUGAGCUUUUUGUAGCUGUCACUAGCUGAUAAUAUCAAUUUUUGUAGCUGAUAAUAUCUUUUGAAUCGUGAAUUCGUGAUGUGCAGCCCGCUGCAAGAUCCAUACCUGUGUAUCAAGCCCACAUGUGCUGUCCUGCAUUCGUGUAAAUAUUGUACAUACAAUACAUGCAAUGCCGUCUGCGGUUGAGCGAUAUAUUCAAGCAUGACAUUCAUUCCCACUGUGCUGCGCGGAAAAUCGAUUAGUCCAAAAUUUUCUUGAUGCAUGUUUUUGUUGUGCGCUUUUUGUAAGCGCGAUACGGUGCCAGCCAAAUUCAACUGGACAGAGUUUCUCCAUCUUUUUGUUAGUCAUAACACCCUGUAUUUAAAUCCUGGAAAAAUGCCGUACUUGCUGAUAAGCACAGAAAUUCGUCUGGAGACUGGACCGACAAUAGUUGGCGAUGCCGAUGCUGACCCCGAGUUGAUGGAGUACCUUGGCGCAAAAUUACUCACGUUUUAUGGAAACACAUUUCCGGAAUAUCGUACGCCGGAUGUUCCCCGUGUAGUGCUGGACAAACUGGCGCUUCGCGGCUACCGCGUAGUGACAAUGUCCGGAAUUGGUCAAACAUGCAUCUGGACUCUUUACAAACCGGAAAAUGACGAGAAUACUCCAAAUGUAAAAAAAGGCUCAUAAAAGGGCAAAACAGGAUUCCGAAAACACUUCCAAGCCACUUUAACGCUUUCGAAUAAUAUUCGAAUAUCUGAUAGUGCACAGAUAAAUUGUAUACUUAGCUUCUACGUAUACGGUUUCACCGUUCCCUUUGUAUUGUUCAACAGUUCAAGUACCAUGCCGACAUGAAGUACGGUACGGUACGGUGAUUCCUUAUUGUUUGUAUUAUAAUGAAUAAUAAUAAUCAUGAUGCUUUUGUUCGUAUUAAUGUUUUUACUUACGACUAACGAGUUUAGAAUAUUUAUAUUUCUGUAGUAUCAUAAU
Messenger RNA from Paramacrobiotus metropolitanus, 1004 nucleotides. RefSeq names its product GTP cyclohydrolase 1 feedback regulatory protein-like. Gene Ontology annotation, biological process: negative regulation of biosynthetic process. The transcript has 3 exons. Gene Ontology annotation, molecular function: GTP cyclohydrolase binding. The coding region runs from base 297 to 704 and encodes 135 amino acids. Gene Ontology annotation, cellular component: nucleus; cytoplasm. NCBI's taxonomy places the organism in Eukaryota, Metazoa, Tardigrada, Eutardigrada, Parachela, Macrobiotidae. The record is from RefSeq and is a predicted model, not a curated record.